AAAGCAGUGGAGAGACUUAGGGAGGCAUUGCUGAAAGACAUCAAGGACAAGGCAGAGAAAUAGAGAACCUGUGUAAACUAGACGAGGCUUUUUCUGCAAGGAUCCUGUGGAGAGAAGCGACAUUUCCGGUGGGGAUUGAUCGGUCCAUCCAAAGACAUGGCUGUGAGGCAAAGGUUCUUCAACUCCACAGCUCCGUUCUCUGACUCACCCAAAGAGCUGAAGGGGACAUGUCCAUCUUACUCCAGCGUGGAGCAGGAGACGGAGGAUGAGGAAGAGGAGGGGAAGGACAACACAAAAGGCUACGUGGAUGUAGCUGAAUGGGCAGCCAACCCUUUUUUUAAUAAACUCCUGACACAAGGGACUGCAGAGCAAGUGGGAGAAAAGCCGAUAAAGACCUCAACCAUCAUUGCCCAGGCUGAAUGUGAAACCCAGGACUCUCAGGAGUUCAGCCCCUCAUGUUAUGAACGCUCUUUUGUUCCCUCCCCUAACUGCUUUACCAGCAGUCUUUCCUGUGAGCACAAUAAUGUUGCGUGCCCCACAACGGCCUCCUACCAGGAGCAGAGCGGCUUUUCAUCAAACUUCUCCCCAAGAAAAAAGAGUCGCAGGAGGCAGAAGCGAAAAGGGGCAAAGAAAAAGGAGAGGAGGACAGACAACCAGCGACAACGCCGACGAACGCCAUCAGGAGUCCCUGAGCAAGAGAGCGGAAGCUCUCAAGCUCAGAUCUUGGAGUCCUUGUCUCAUGGAGAGAGCAGUGACCUCAGCAGCUCCUGCUGCAGCAGCAGCACUGAGAGCCUGGAGACGCAGGAGCGAAGGGCUUCUCUUUACCCGCUGCUGAUUUGUGACACGGGCUCCAGCUGCUCCCCUUUAAACUGGCCCCAGUCGUUCUGUCGCCCCUUCUCCAGGCCUUUGUCCUAUGAGCAGGAAAACAGCUCGGACUCCCUCAGCAGUGUGGGAGACUGUUCCCUGGCCCUCGCUGGACUCCGGGGCAGCGUCAGUCAGGGGGACCCAUGCUUCGCUGGGCCCUUUUUCAAAGACGUGGAGAGGGAGUUGACAGAGGAGGAAGACGAGCUGUCUGCGUCUUCUGUCAUAAAAAAUGAGGGAAUAAUAUUUUAUAACGAUAAAAUUCAACCCGUAGAUUCUGAAUACAAGGAAGGGAGCGAGUACACCCUGACACAUUUCAUCAAACAGGGCUCCUAUGGAGAAGUCCGCUGUGCUCAAGAUGUCAAAACAGGAUUCAAAUUUGCUGUGAAAAAGAUUGCCCUGAGGAGGUUCAUCAGCGAGGAGGUGGGUGCGUGGAGUGCCCUCAGGUCUCCUCGUGUGGUGGAACUCUUUGGAGUGAUCAGAGAUGGGCCCAACAUCGUUCUUUUAAUGGACCUCAAAAGUGGCUGCCUGGGUGACCUGAUCAAGAGGUGCGGCCGGCUGCCGGAGGAUUUGAGUCUGCAUUACCACUCACAAGUGCUGGCAGCACUUGAGUACUUGGUCAAGAAAAGAGUAGCACAUUUAGAUAUUAAAGCCGACAACGUGUUGCUGUCAGAAGAUGGUAGAGACUCCUACUUGUGUGACUUUGGACAUGCAGAGAAAGUGGACCACCAGGGCCAGAGCCUUAGUGGGUUCAAAGACCUGAAGGGCACAGAAAGCCACAUGGCACCUGAGAUUGUGAAAGGAGAACCCCGCGGAACCAAAGCAGAUGUGUGGAGCAGCUGCUGUAUGUUAUUGCACAUGCUCAACGGUUGCCAGCCAUGGACGAGAUACUACACCUGCAGGCUCUACCUUAAGAUUGCAAAUGAGCCUCCACCUCUGAGAGAGAUCCCCGGUGACUGUAGUCCUCUCACAGCUGAUGUUUUGAAAGCAGGCCUCCAGAAGGAUCCAGUUAAGAGGUUGUCUGCAUCUGACCUCAAACUUAAAACUGACAGCGCUCUAAAACAAGUGGGAGGACUCACCAGUGUAGUGGAAGGGCCCUACACUACACCUCUGCAUGUUCAGGACAAACUGCUGGACUCCCAGCAGCUGCUUCACAGCAGCGCAGACUUUGAGGCCGAUGAGACGCAGCUCUCCGUCAACAAGGUGAUCUCCGCGGGUCUGAGGACAAAGAAACCUGACGACGAGGAAGACGUGGAGUCCAACAAGUCCUUCUCUAACGCUCCACAAAUGCUCAUCCAUGAGCCAAACUAUAAGAAUUACCACGAGGAAAUCACAGUGCCUGAACUGGAGCUUCGUAAACUGGAGCGGGACUUGUACCUGAGCAGCCUCUCACAGCUUCACUCUGCAGAGAUGCAGGAGCAGCUCCUCUCUUGUCUCAACAGUGACCAUUGUUUCAACCGGGAGCCGUGGGAUAAAAAGGACUCUGGCCGCUGGUCUUUGAGCCCAGGAGAUGACCCCAGCUCCGGCUUCUUCUCCUCCAACAGCCAGCCAGAGGUUCAGCCCUUCAGCAUCGGUUUGCUGGGUCAGUUCGAGUUUCCGCUGCCCAGCUGUCUUGAAGGGGUGGACGUCCACAUCCGAGACUUCAGCUGCAAAACCAUUCGGAUCAGAGAGAAGCGGCGGGUGAAGGUUGGCCACAUUGCCACUGGAAUCAGUGACCAGAUCUCUGAGCGGGUGUUCACUCUGGAGACGGCGCACGGCCGGCAGGUCCCUCACAACGAGGAGGUACAAGAAUCUGGUCUAGAGCUCCGCUGUGUCCCCGCUCCAGACUUCAGUCGCGCGUGGUCGUGGAGGAUCAAAGACGGACUCCUGGAGACGCGUGAAAGCCCACAAGUCUGAUGACCUUUUAACGAGUCCCCAUUUCAUGUGAAAUCUGUGAAGAAGGGGAGGGAUGUGGCCUUUCUAAACUGCAUGUUCAACUCAAGGCAAUAAAAAAGAAACACAAAAACAA
Molecule: messenger RNA, 2869 nt
Organism: Oryzias latipes (Japanese medaka)
Lineage: Eukaryota; Metazoa; Chordata; Actinopteri; Beloniformes; Adrianichthyidae
Gene: map3k14a
Product: mitogen-activated protein kinase kinase kinase 14a
Biological process (GO): canonical NF-kappaB signal transduction; protein phosphorylation
Molecular function (GO): ATP binding; protein kinase activity
Source: RefSeq, a predicted model, not a curated record